This is a messenger RNA of Quercus lobata, 1292 nucleotides long. Its product is annotated as ethylene-responsive transcription factor RAP2-2-like. NCBI's taxonomy places the organism in Eukaryota, Viridiplantae, Streptophyta, Magnoliopsida, Fagales, Fagaceae. Bases 313 to 810 code for a protein of 165 amino acids. The transcript has 2 exons. The record is from RefSeq and is a predicted model, not a curated record.
UAUCGUGGAAUCCGGCAGCGCCCAUGGGGUAAGUGGGCUGCUGAGAUUCGAGACCCAAGGAAAGGGGUUCGUGUCUGGCUUGGAACUUUUAACACUGCAGAAGAAGCUGCAAGAGCUUAUGAUGCAGAGGCGCGGAGAAUUCGUGGCAAGAAAGCUAAGGUGAAUUUCCCUGAGGAGACUCCUCGUGCUUCUCCAAAGCGUUCAGUUAAGGCAAAUCUGCAGAAACCACUUGCCAAGGCAAACCUGAACUCUGUCCAGCCCAACCUGAACCAAAAUUUUAAUUUUGUGAACAACUCUGAUCAGGACUUUACCAUGGGUUUGAUGGAAGAGAAACCUUUUACCAACCAGUAUGGGUAUAUGGAUUCCAUCCCUGUUAAUGCAGAUGUCGGCCUCAAGCCAUUUGCUUCCCCUAAUACGGCCCCAGUGUACUUUAGUUCAGAUCAGGGGAGUAACUCGUUUGAUUGUUCUGACUAUGGAUUUGGAGAACAGGGUCCUAAGACUCCAGAAAUCUCAUCUGUUUUUUCAUCCAGUGUAGAAGGGGAUAAUACUCAGUUCCUGGAGGAUGCUAACCCCCCAAAGAAACUGAAAUCUGACUCUGGGAAUGCAGUUUUUGUUGAAGAUAACGCUGCAAAGACACUGUCUGAGGAGCUAUCAGCUUUUGAGAACUCGGACUUCCAGAUGCCAUAUCUUGAGGGAAGCUGGGAUGAAUCCAUUGAGGCAUUGUUCAGUGGGGACACGACUCAGGAUGGUAACUCGAUGGAUCUUUGGAGCUUCGAUGACCUCUCUGUUAUUGUUGGGGGAGAUUUCUGAGCAAGCUUUUCCCAUGCUUGCUAGUUUAUGUAAAUAAGGCUACAUGAAUGGUUGUAAUCUGAUGGACUGGGGUUACAAACAACAUGAACUUGCUUAAGGCUUUUAUGGAGAUUGUACUGAAGUAGUACUGUUGUAUGGGGAGUACAUAGGUAUUUAGGUUACUUUCUACCUUGAAGACCUUGAAUUUGGGAUUUUGAAUUUUAUCUUUUUGUAUUAAUGAUGAUGUGUAGUCUGUGAUAAAAAUGACUAAAACCUGAUGAAUGUCAACUUUGGUGUUUGUUUGCAUCUUGGUUCUUUUACAAAUUACAAUAGGGUCAUUGAUUUUUGGAUUUGAUUAUUUGUAUUUUGAUUACCUACUGCUUAGAAUGGUCCUAAGCCAAAUGGUUAUUGCUUCUGCUCACUUGUUAGGAGUUUAAAACUCUAUGGUGUUAGUUGAGCCUUUUUAUAUUAUGAUACUUAGCUAAUCAGCUAAUUUUUCUUCA